AUGCAUUUGUCUAAGGCUUCAACAAUCCGGCCGGCAGACGUCGCAGUUUCAACCGUGAUUAAACUAUCUGCCCAAGCCAACAUUGCCGCAAGGCCAAUCCCAAAAGACAUAGCCUCACUCUCCAUUGAGUUCUGCUACGUCAUAGACUACCUCAGGGACGUCGACAGCCCCAACGUCCUCUCCCUCAACCUCCUCCAAAACAUCGAGGACUUAGUUAGCAAUCCUCUUGUCAUCCGCCUAGGUAGACACACCCAAGACGCCGCGUCGUUCUGCGCCGGCUGCCUAGAGACAUUAAAUAACACCUUCACCCCUAGCAACGACGAAGCUAUUGCCACCAGCUACAACAAAAACCUUUUCACUGAAUUCAUCUUCGGCCUCAAUUUGGGCGGCAAUGACGUCUCGAUCCCACUCGCCGAGGUCAAAGCAGCGGAGAAGUAUAUGCAUCCGUCGCGGCUGCGCGCAUACGAACUAGGCAAUGAACCCGACUUCUACGGGUCACAGCGACCGAAGCCAUGGAACCUGCAGACGUACGUAGCACAGCAAGAAGAUUGGCUGGAUCAGCUAGCCAAGAAAACCGCGAAGGGGUUUUCGAUUAGGGCACUCGCACAGCUUCCUGUCUAUCAGGGAAAUUUCUCGCUCGAUGAGAUCGUUGCUCUCGGGCUGCCAAAGAAGGUGGAUUAUGCGGUAUCACUUUCGGAUCACACGUAUCCGUACUCUAUGUGCGAUCCCGAGAGAGCUAAGCUAGUGUCGCUUCCUAAUCUCAUGAAUCACACUGCCUUGGUGGAAUUUCUCGCUCAGUGGGAUACCGAGAUCAAGGCUGCAGAGGAAGCUGGUGUUCCGUUUUUGAUGGGUGAGACGGGAAGUGUAUCUUGUCAUGGUAAAAGGGGCGUGAGCAAUACCCUUGGCGCUGCACUGUGGGAGCUGGACUACAUGCUUCACGGCGCGACCAUAGGAAUAGGCGGCGUCUACUUUCACAUGGGCACACCCUUCUACUACAGCGCGUGGCAACCCGUCGCACACAAUGGGGAACCUGCUGCGGUCUACCCAACAUACUACAGCAUGUUAUUCAUGGCCACCGCCCUCGCGCUUAAGGAACCUUACAUCGCCUCCCUCCCAUCGGCCGACACCGACCUAGCAUACUAUGGAAUCUACGAAGGUGCUCCAUCAGCAGCCGCGAUGCCUCAAAAGCUCAUCAUUCUCAACAUGAGUUUCCUCUCAUCAAAUAACACGGGCCCUGUUACUCCCGCGAAGGCCGUCGACGUCUCGCAGAUUGUUGGAAAGCGGGCUAAGGCGCCGGUGGAAUUCCUCGCGGUUGGGCGCCUAGCCGAUGGCGAGAUCGCGCACAGUAUCUCGGCCGCUACCAUCGACCGCGUCGAUGCGAAGAUUGCUGGAUGGAAGGAGAAAGCGGGUGCUACCCGGAAGGGAGGUGAGGCGCUGUGGACCCAGCCGGGUAGCAAGAAGACUUGCUGUGUUGCAGUAAAGUGGUCGCGGGUCACCGAUCCGAGGUGGCCCACAAACGAUUACCAUAACCCAGCGGAUGCAAAUCCCACCUUCGCCUGUCCCAUUUGCGUGGGCUCCUUUACACCGUGCGUAUGGACGCACAAAGACUUUGCUGCAGAGGCUAGAGUGCUUCCCCUCCCUCCUGGUGCAAGAGCGCCCGGCGCUACCCCUCAAACGGAGGGUUUCUAUGUGCGUGUAUUCGCGCAGUAG
Messenger RNA from Pseudogymnoascus verrucosus, 1710 nucleotides. RefSeq lists its product as uncharacterized. NCBI's taxonomy places the organism in Eukaryota, Fungi, Ascomycota, Leotiomycetes, Thelebolales, Thelebolaceae. The record is from RefSeq and is a predicted model, not a curated record. Bases 1 to 1710 code for a protein of 569 amino acids. The transcript is spliced from 6 exons.